Messenger RNA from Ceutorhynchus assimilis (cabbage seed weevil), 1073 nucleotides. The record is from the annotation of a GenBank genome assembly. NCBI's taxonomy places the organism in Eukaryota, Metazoa, Arthropoda, Insecta, Coleoptera, Curculionidae.
GAAAAGGGUUAUUGUGUUGUUCCUUGUUUGUUGUGAUUGUUCUGUCUCAAUCAUUGAAAUUGGUGUCAACGAAUUGUAUUGUUUGUUGUUUGGUUGAAGGUUUUUUUUUUUAAUAAUUAACAAUGGUUUUAAUUAGACCCGAAGAUUAUUGCGACGAAAAUGCACCUCCGAAUGUCGCUUCAUACAAGCACAAGACUCCCAAACGGACGCUGACCUUUUCCGAUGGGCUUCUGGAAGAAUAUAGCACAGACGACGAAGAUUAUGGUGACAAACCCACCCAGGAAAUUGUAAAUCCGGAAACAAUGACUUGGGGUCCUUGGAUGAUGUACAAAACUUGGGCAGCUGGUGCCUCUACUCUUUCCUACAUUGAUUAUGUGGGAGAAAUACUAGCAUCUUUGUUUGGAAUAACAACUCCAAGGUAUUACUUCGAAUUGGAAGAAUAUAAAAGGCGCAAAGCUAGUGCAGAUCGAUUAGCAGAACAAGAAAAGGGCUGGAGCGAAACCAAAGACCACAACGUUAUUGAGGUUCCCUUGAAAAAUAUGGAUCGUCCUGCAAAAAUUGAAGAAGUUUAAUUUUUUAGUCCUUAUUAAAUAUUGUACUGUAAAAUAUUCUUGAAAAUUGACCAUACAAUCUCUACUAUACAAUAUACAAGCUCAAUAUUAUGAUGCAAAUUUUAUAACAAUGACAAUAAUCUACUUACCUACUUUCAAUAGGUAUUAGAUGCUUUAAUCCAAGUAUUUUACAGUACCAUAUUAAAAUCGGCAAAGGAAAUGUUUUAUGUGGUUAAAGUGCUUUUUGAUGGUUGUGCCACCUAUACAAAUAUACCUAUUAAAAAUGUAUUUUUGAAUGUAUAAAUUUAAAAUGCUAAAAUAUUGUUCUGCAUAAUUAUUAUUAUCCAGUAAUGCUUUUCAAAACGUAUAGUCUAGUCAUAAUAGGUAUGACUUAUUAUUAUAUGACAAAUUAAGAUAUUGAUUUUUAUUACAAAUUAUUCCAUUCUCAGUAUUUUCCCAAGGUAUUAUUCUAUACUUAUUGAUGUUUUGUUAAUUUUAUAUGAAUUGUUUUUCUAUAAUAUC